Messenger RNA from Protopterus annectens (West African lungfish), 9801 nucleotides. It is a transcript of the gene KLHL31, whose product is annotated as kelch like family member 31. Gene Ontology annotation, molecular function: protein binding. Gene Ontology annotation, biological process: negative regulation of protein phosphorylation. NCBI's taxonomy places the organism in Eukaryota, Metazoa, Chordata, Ceratodontiformes, Protopteridae. The record is from RefSeq and is a predicted model, not a curated record. The coding region runs from base 218 to 2122 and encodes 634 amino acids. The transcript has 3 exons. Gene Ontology annotation, cellular component: cytoplasm; nucleus.
UCAGCUGUAGCACUCUGGGAGGAGUGUCAAACUAGCAUUUAGGCUGUCAUUUAGAAGCAAACUGUUCUUUAUGCUUGCUUCAUCUCUCCUUCUCGACAGCACUUCCAUUACCAAUUAUUUGACAUCAUUCUCGCAAGCAUCUUAACUUGCUUCUCUUUUUCAGUUUCAAGGAGCAAAAACAUUUACUGAAAGAGGUCUUGCUGGUGAAAUUGCAGUCAUGGCACCCAAAAAGAAGACUGCAAAGAAACCCAAAGGGGAACUUAACGAAAUGACCAUAAUUGUGGAAGAUGGCCCCCUAACCAAACUCAAUAACCUAAAUAAUAUGUUGGAGGGAGACAACGGACUUAGCUGUGUAUCUACAGAGGUGUGUAACCCAUCUUACGGGCCAAACAUGCUAGAGGAGCUUAGCAGGAUGAGACAAGAAAAUUUCUUAUGUGAUCUGACACUCAAUACCAAAACAAAGUCAUAUAAUGCUCACAAAAUUGUCAUGGCUUCAUGCAGUGACUACUUCCAAGAUCUGUUCAAGAAAGAGCCUUCCAUUCAAAAGGUAGACCUGAAUGAUCUGUCACCCGUAGGACUAGCUACUGUGAUUGUAUAUGCUUACACUGGAAAAGUUACUUUAUCAUUGUAUACAAUUGGGUGCACCAUUUCUGCUGCUAUGUUUCUUCAGAUCCAUACACUUACAAAAAUGUGCUGUGACUUUUUGGCCCAAGAAAUCAAUGUGGAAAAUUGCAUGUAUGUUGCAAAUAUUGCUGAAACUUAUGUCCUGAAAGGCACAAAAGAGAUGACACAGAAAUUCAUUAGAGAAAACUUUGUUGAUUUUUCUGAAACAGAACAAUUCUUUAAACUUACAUUUGACCAGAUCAAUGACUUUCUUAUGGAUGAUGAAUUGGCAUUGCCAUCUGAAAUAACUGCAUUCCAGAUUGCAAUGAGAUGGCUUGACUUUGAUCCAAAAAGGGUGAAGUAUGCUGGAGAUUUACUGAAAAACAUCCGCUUUGGUACCAUCUCCGCACAGGAUCUAGUCAGUUAUGUACAGAGUGUUCCAAGAAUGAUGGAAGAUGGCGAAUGUCACAGGCUGCUUGUUGAUGCCAUGAACUAUCAUCUACUUCCAUAUCAACAAAACUCUCUCCAGUCAAGAAGAACAAGAGUUCGUGGUGGUGUUAAAGUUCUUGUCACUGUUGGUGGGCGUCCAGCACUUGUAGAAAAGUCCCUUAGUAGAGAAAUCCUGUAUAAGGAUCCUGAACUUGGCUGGAACAGGCUUACUGAAAUGCCUUCAAAGAGCUUCAAUCAGUGUGUGACAGUAAUGGAUGGAUUUCUGUAUGUGGCUGGUGGAGAAGAUCAAAAUGAUGCCAGAAAUCAAGCAAAGCAUGCAGUUAGCAAUUUUUGCAGAUACGAUCCGCGUUUCAACACCUGGCUCCAUCUUGCAAAUAUGAUUCAGAAGCGCACACACUUCAGUCUAACAGCUUUCAAUGGCCUUCUUUUUGCAGUGGGUGGCCGUAAUUCUGAUGGCUGCCUGUCAUCUGUUGAAUGCUAUGUGCCUGCAGUCAAUCAGUGGCAGGUAAAGUCACCACUGGAGAUGGCAAGGUGUUGCCAUGCCAGUUCUCUCAUUGAUGGCAAGAUCCUUGUCUCAGGUGGCUACAUCAACAAUGCUUAUUCACGUUCAGUAUGCAUGUAUGAUCCAGCUACUGACAGCUGGCAAGAAAAAGCAGGCAUGAGCACCCCAAGAGGAUGGCAUUGUGCCGUUUCCCUUGGUGACCGUGUCUAUAUAAUGGGUGGAAGCCAGCUUGGGGCAAGAGGUGAGAGAGUUGAUGUUCUUCCUGUUGAAUGCUACAAUCCUUAUACUAGCCAGUGGAGCUAUGCUGCUCCACUGCAAACAGGAGUAAGCACAGCAGGGGCAACAGCGCUAAACGGAAAACUCUAUCUGAUUGGUGGCUGGAAUGAAGUCGAGAAGAAGUACAAGAAAUGCAUCCAGUGCUACAACCCAGACUUCAAUGAAUGGACUGAUGAAGAUGAGCUGCCUGAAGCUACUGUGGGUGUAUCGUGUUGCUCUGUUACUAUGCCAAAUCGCAGAACAAGAGAAUCUAGGGCUAGCUCCACAUCAUCCAUGCCAGUCAGCAUUUGAAUGUGGUCUUAGUAUAAAAGUACCUUAACUGUCUGGAACAUACUUUCUUGUUAACUCAUACAUUUUAGUAAAAGUUGCAAUUGGAGCUUGAUGUACCAAGAAGUAGUCAAUAACAUUUUAAAAUCUGAAAAAAAAAAAAGAUUUCCGGAAAAUGUUAGCUAUUUGUUUAAAUAUAUAUAAUAUAUGUCAGAUUCCAAAGCAUGUUUUAAAUCUAUAAUUAUAAAUGCCAUUAUUUUGUAACCACUCUGCCGAUUUAUAAUACCUAUAACCAGAGUUUUAUUGCUGAACUAAAUAACUUUUUUUGUGGAAACCAGUUGCCUGCCUAGCCAUUCUGUUAUUUUGGUUAAUGCUGGCAUUAUUAGGUGCUUAGUUCUAAAUGGUUCUGUCAUAUAAAUUUAAAGGAAUGGUACAACAAAUUAUAUCAUUAAUGGGAAAAGUAUAGCGUAGCAUUAGUACUGUAAGAGAUAAAAAGAAAGUAUGUAAAAGAAGGAACACAUAAUUUUACAACCACCUGUAAUCUGAAGUUGAAAUAUUCAAAAUGCAAAAAAAAGUUGUAUUGUAUUUGUAGAACAUUUUUGUACUUACUGUCCCCAACCCUGACACCUCUGUGUUAAAUGCUUACUGCCCUAGUUUAAUUAGUCGGCAUUUUAAAUGUGCUACUAUGUUUUUGUAUUGUCUGUCCUUCAGGAGUUUUUAGCUCAGCAAGCUACAAAAUGGGCUGUCAGUAUUGUUGCAGCAUAUCCCAGAUAUGUUUAUUAAAAAUAAAUAAAUAUAAUUAAUGAACAAUACAUAAACAUGAAAAUAUAAUGUCAGAAUAUAGAAAUGCUGUCAGCAUAGAAACAAGAAUGCCUUUUAGGAUUGUGUGCUAGUUAAAAAAUUUAUGGCCAAAUAAAUUACAUUUUAAUAACUGAUUUUAUUGUAUUGAUGAUGAGCCUUUGGUGCAAAUAUCAGUUUCAAGCAAUUUUAUUUAAUUUGUAAAACUAUUUUUCGGUUUCUCUUUGCAGGUGUUGUUAUAUAUUUUUUGGGGUUCUAUGAUAACAGCUCUAUUUUUCCUCCCCAUUCUGCAGCAAUUUUCAGCGCAUCAUUGAGCAUCUCCUGACCCACUGGCUAGUCUCUGGAGUUGCUAUGACUGCUCCUUUCAAUGAUGCUAGAUACAUUACUUCUUUGCUGUCCACCUUCCUAAGAGGCAGAGACUUCUGCUUAGGGGAGAGAGUGGAGAUUCAGUGGGGAGGUCAUGGAAAAGUAGCCGUCACUCUUGUUAUGACCAGUGAAGGUUUUAGCUGCUGGGGAGCAUCAGAAAGCACUCAGUAUACAAAGCAGUAUUCAGAUGUUCUAUUUUCAUUUUGAUGAGCACCCCAUAUGCUCCUGCAUGUUCUAUACUGGAUGCCUGUAGAACAUCCCACCAUUCAUUUAGUGUCACUGUUAAAUGUUAACUUCCUGGUUUGCACCAGAAGCAUGAAGACAAAAGUAGGUUCCUUGCCUCGCACCUUAUUACAGGCAAACAGACCUACAGCUGUUUCAGCCUAUCCAUCACUGCCAAACUGUCUGAUAAUUAGGACCUGAUCGUGACUCUAGCUUGCCUGGGGCAAGGAUACAUUGCUUGAUUCUGUACCAGUAUGCCAGCUAAGAGGUUCAUGUUUCCACUUUUGAAUUUUUAUGCAAAAUUUUAAGCAAAUAGAAAAUAAUCAUACAAUGAUCACCAGUUUACCAGGGCCAGGUAUUUUCCUGCACCACUAACUGAAUUUUAAGACUUGCUACUCUGAAAAAUUCCUGAAGAAUGAUGCUUUCUAGUCUUAAAGUCACAGUAUCUUUUCCAAUGCAGUUUAUUAAACUAUAGAAAUAAGUCUGUGAUAAGCAUGCAUGUUAAACAUCAGUAAAACAUAAACUAAGCUACUUAAUAAAAAUUAUUUUUGUAUUACUUUAACAACAUGUUUAUCACAGUUAGAGAAUAUCCAAGAAUCAAGCUGAUUAUGAAUAUCAACCAUGUGUAUUGGAUUUUAUGGGCACAGACAUUUAUCCUGCAAGUUUGCUGUUUAUAUAUCUGUCUUUUUUUUCCUCUUUUUAUGUAAUCCCAUUUCUUUUGCUGAUAACCAUACCUGUAACCCAUCCAAAAAUCAGUAUAAUUUGAAAGCAUUUUUAGCAUAAUUUGUCAGAGGACAGUACCAUGUUAUAUAGGUUAUGGUAUUUCACCAGAAAUGCAGUCUGCUGGCAUAAACUAUAUAAAGAGAGCUACCAAAAUGUAUCCCUUUAAAUGUUACUGCACUGAAGCCAUCAUAGUGAAAGGUGCUAAUAUAUAACAGGAAUUUUGAUUUUUUAAAGGAACACAACAUUGCAGCUAAAAUUAACAGAGAAAAAAUAACAAAUAAAUGCAUAAACACAGCUGCAACAUGCAGCUGGAAUCUUUGCCACAUCCCCAAGGUGAAUAUUGUAUCAUUCUCACUCCAUGAUUACACCUAUCUGAGAGAAAUUAAAAUCAGUUGACUUGGCUAAAUUCAGACCUUGUAAUUUUUUUUUUUUGCCCCACAGUUUCUAAGUUUGCAAAGGUUGAAUAUUUUUUUCCAGAACAGCCAUUGCAUUGCUUGUAAAGUUUCAGUUUUCAGUAUAAUGCUGUUGAUUGGGUGUCAUCAUUAUACUGUCUCACUGGGUAAGAACAAGUUGAUAGAAUUUAGUUAGAUGUUCAGCAAAUUAUAUAAAGUGGAUUACAUUGCUACCACUUGCACCCUACUUAUUAAAAAUGUUUCUUCAUUGGAUUAGUUAGUUGCUUUACAUUUCUGACCUGGAGUGAGUUUGAAAGUGAAUAGAUAAUCCAUAUAUUUUAUUUAAAGAAAAGUACCUUUUGGGGCAAAAGCAAACACAAAACCAAAUCAGAUAUUUUAAUAUAAUAAAAGAAAACCAUUUAGCCAAUAAAGUGUGUGAUGGCUUAUGUUAUGUGAAAAAUCAUGCUUUAGUGGUUGGAGAACAAAGCUAUAAGGAAGCUAAGCAGUGUAUCUGCUGAAUUCACAACAGAUGGCAUCCUAAAAGCUUAACAGUUAUUGAAGUGCUGCUCUAAGAGAUAAUACUAAUAGAUAAUAUAUAGAUAUAUUUUACAUCAUUUAUAUUUUAAUGUGUCAACCAUGCUGAGUUACAAAACACACAGAUGCACAGUUAUCAAAUUCAGCAAUUCUGCUAUUUAUCUGGAUUUAUUUUGCAAUUGUCGGUAUGUAAUACACUUAGACUAAAAAUGGUGUUAUGCCUUAUCUUAAUUGUUUUUUUGUUUGCUUCCAUUUUUAAAACGUAAUAAAUAUCCCUAAAUACAACCAUUUAUAUAUGUGCAUAUGUACACAUGUGCAUGUGUGUAUAUAUAUAUAUAUAUAUAUAUAUAUAUAUAUAUAUAUAUAUAUUACCUCAGAGAGCAUUUACUUGAGAAAGCAUGACUAUAAAUCAUUUUGAUCCCUUUGUGCUUUUCUCUACUGAUAAAAAAUGCAUACUCAUGAUUGUCCAUAGCAUUUAAACCCAUUUAGAUUAUAAAUGUAUCUACUACUCUGGAACAUAAUGUGUUUUAAUAACUGGUGAGAGAUAUUUUUUAAUAAAAUGUGAAGGUUUUAAAUAUCAGACAAAUUGUAAUGUGGAGCAUGUACUGGGUUUCCUUCUCCUACAUAAAAUGCAUUUAGUCUGACUAUAUUAUGUCUGUAAUGUAUUAUCUAUGUACAACAUUCUGCUAUACUAUAGAAUAAGGAACCUUAUGCCAGCCUGAACGGUACUUACACUUCAUGCAUUGAUUCUCCAAAUUAACAAGCUAAAAUAAGCAAGGAUAGAAAUGUUUUUAAUUUCAUGAGGUAGAUAUUAUCAAGACUAUUUGUUAUCCAUGAUGUCAGUUAUUUUUUAUUCCCAGACACAUUUGUAACAUUUGCUCGGUUUUUAGCUUCUAUAUACUUAUACUGUUUACCACUCUUGUUUCUGAUAAUUCUUUGCAACCUUGUUGCAUAUGGAGCAAUGUUUUAUGUAAUUAAUGAAAUCAGUAAAACUUUUUUGCAUACAUCCCACUAUUUAGGAUUUUUUCACAUCAAACUUUUCAGAUCAAGUUCCUAUUGGUUUAAUCUUUGGCUACCUAAAUGAUAAAUUUGUCUGUAUCUGGAACAUUAAUGUAAAAAUUGACAUAUGUGAUAGAACUGGUAUAAGGUGCCUCAUAUGGUAUCCAAAAUCCCAUCUACAUCUGAAACAUAAGUAAUGGAUACAAGCGCUAACUACAUUGGUCACUGACCAUUCAUCUUUUAGAUUUCAUUCUCAGAUGGUUAGAUUAUAGAUGUACUUACUUUACCACAUAUAUUUUUCUGAACAGUUUCACGAGUGAUCUCACAACACCAGGUAUGUUUUUCUGCACACAUUUACUCAAAGGAUCCAUGGAAAUAUUCUAGGUGAAAGGCAGUCUUUCUCAAUUAAUCAAAUAUUAAUUACUUUUAAUUAUAUGACCAUAGAUAAAAUAAAUCAAAUGUUAAUUACUUUUAAUUAUAUGACCAUAGAUACUUAACUUACAGAACCAUAACAAAUUAAAUUAUUCACAAUGAGACACAAAAAUCGUCAGAAAGAAAAUAUGCUAACAAAAACACACAGAAAAACACAAUGCUGCAAAAGAAACAAAUCCUAGGGUUGUACUCUCCCAACUUAUUGUCUUUUACUAAAUACACAUUGUAGCUCUGAAGUCACAGUAAAUCAAAAUCAGAAAAUCUUGCAGACAUACACAACUCUUUGCACAACACACAAUCCCAGGAACCAAAGACUCUAAAAAAUGUAACUGGCAGCUACAACCCUACAGUGCUGCUUAGUACUCCAAUUAAAACCUAUGCUGCAAUACCAGAUCAGCCAGCAGGGGGCAUCCAUGGGGCAGUCCAAUAUUCCUAUACAACACACAUUGUUAACAAGUGAAGUGAGAUACACCCACUGUCUCACUAGUACAGACAUCUACACCUACAAUAAAUUAGCAAAUACUUGUACCACAACUUCAUCACCCAAGUACCUUGUACCUCGAUAUAACAAUCAAUGAAAUGAUGACUAGAGUCUAAUAACAUUCGCUGUGGAUUGUUCUAGAUAAAGUUAUAGCAGUAUAAAAUUCAUGGUAACUUAAAUAAAGCUGCACAAUAACAAAUCAUAUGAGUCUAGUAUGCUGUUCAAAGUCUAAAGAUGAGCUUCACCUUUCCACUAGAUUUCAUUCCUGUUGCCCUUUUAGUUUACUUUUCCUAGGUACCUAAAUUAUGCUGCACUUGUAUUGCUUAUUAUGAAAUUCAAAAAUAUAACACCAGUACUAAACUGAUAAGCAGAGCAGAGGGUUGUUUGUUUUAUAGGGUGUAGUAGGAAGACACCUGCCAUGGCAGUGUUUUUUUAAUAUGGUUGGUUUAAAAAACUUGAGUGAAAGCUAUACAUUUUUCUAACAAUAAACCAUUUUGAUCAUACCUUUUCCACAAGCUAAGACCAUUUAUUCACCUUACCAUAUGACAUCAACCUCCAUAUUUAAUAUUAGAAACCAAUUUUAUUGUCUUGUGGAAAACUUAAAAAAAUUAAAACAAGAGUUGUUUUUGGAUUGGAAGAUGGCUGCCUGUUAAUGGCAUUACAAGAUAGCAAUGGUUCAUAGUGCACAAUGUGGGUUAGAGCAGGUUGAAGUAAAUGGUGAACAGAAGUAUGUAGCGUGCUUGUAUAGAGAAUGUAAAAAUAAGUGGUGCAGCUUCUGUGUUUUUUUGCUACUGAUCAUGACAUGUAUAGCUUGAUAUUCUUGUUUCUGUUUCAUAGGAAAACACUAGAAUAACUGCUCUGAAGGGUUAUUUUAAGUCUAGUCAAUAAUCCUAGGUCAGAAUUAAACCCUGUAUCUUGUGUCUACACAGGAAAGGCCUUAGCCAUUAUGCCAAGCCCAAGAAAACUGAUAACUUAGAAUAGUGAAAAGUCUGUAUUUUCUGAGAUGGCAAAUCCAUUAAAUAAGUCAGAUGAGAAGUUUUCUGUUUAACCUUUUUAUUUUGAUUUUCUUAGCAUCAGUUGCCUGUUAAUUUACUAUUACUUUGAAACAGAAUUAUCUUGUAGAUUUUCAGAGAAUGCUGUUUAAAUAUGAGUGAUUUGAAAUGAGUCUAGUAUCGUAAGUUCUGUUCCCUUUGUCUAUACUACCAUAUUUCAAGUAUUUACACUUAAUUUGAAAUUUGAUUAAAGAAGUGACUAGUACAAAAAUUGUUUUAAACACAUAUUAAGUAUUUUACUUUGAAUAAAUAUAUCAUCACAUUUGCUAAAUCAUAGUUAAUACAGAAAUUUGUAAUAAUGACUAAAAUGUUUAUUACUGUAAACCUUUACGGAAUGCCCCUUCCUCAUAUUUGCUGUACUACCACAUUAAGGUUGUUAUUGCCUCGUAAUCCUUUUUGGGAGCCUUCUGUAGUCUUCAUACUUUAACAAUGAUAAAGCAAGUCAGAGUUAUGGAAUAAUUAUAUUUCUUUGAACUUGUAUAGAUUUACUCUUAAAUCAUUUUUGUAAUAUUCUUUUUAGAUUAAAACACUAUAGCUCAUCUGCAGGGCCUAAACUUGUUUUUUUUUUAAUUAUUAAGGAAGCAUUAUUAUACACUUUUAUGUGAAGGUCUACUACUUUGCCUCAUUUUUAAUAGCUUUACACUUCAACUGCAAUACUAGUUUACUCUUGAACAUUUGUAAAAUUCUUCACAAACUAAAAAAAAAAAACACUCUACAAAUUUCCUUAUUUUGCAUCUUCUAGCCGUUAGGAAAUUACAUACACCCCAUUAUAUGAAACAGCAUUGGUGAGGAUGUACUGAAGAUAAACUCAUGCCUGAAAGGAUUUUAACUUCUACCAGCAUAUGAAUAAAACACUUUGGAGUGAUAGAUUCAUUAUCCAAUAAUUGCACCUAUUUCUAGAACAUAUUGCUCUUGCAUGUUAAGCAGAGUGACGUCCUUCCCUCCUUCAAGUCUAACAUUGAUGAUUGGAUGGUUACCUGCAAAUUCAUCCCCAGCCUGACAUGUUUAUCCCUGCAAGAUUCAGAGUUACUUUGUAGUUCAUAGGUUCAUAGGUUAGGUUACUACAUUAAGCUAACUGCCCUUGCGAGCCAUUUUAAGCCUAGCCAAUUAUCCCUUGCGAGAUUCAAACCCUGCACCUUGUGUUUGUAAGGCAAACACUUUAGCCAUUAAGCCACCCUCCCAGCCCUAUUGUUAGUUCCUAUGACUUUACAAUCCCAUGUAUUAUGUAGAUAUGUCUAUUGCUGAAAAUGUACUAACUGGAUUAAAGGAGUUCUGUUUGAACAGUGUUCUUGAAAACAGUUUGUACUUAUUUUUAAAUACUCAAGAGGAACUCAUUUACACAUGCCAGAAUGAUGCUUGGGAAUCCAUACACUAACAUCUGGAUACAUUAUGAAGCCUGCCCUAUACUUAGUGUCUAAUGCAGCAUGAUAGUUGUUCAUUUUAACAAGUGUUUAGAAACAUUUGAAACAACACUGGAUUGAUUGCUGUUGUGUAUUAUGUUGGAAAGAAAGUAAUGUGUGCCAUAAUUUAUCUUUAUAAUGGUCUGGUGUCCAUAUUUAAAGAAAUACCUGUCUCCAGUGCAGUAUUAAUACUAGUUACAUCAUUGUAGUUGUGAUUUGGGAAUCUAGCUCACACUGUGCCUUGUGGUGUGCUGUAAAAUUAUCUGUCAUUUAAAUAAAAGUUAUAAAAGAUUACUGAAGAUUA